Messenger RNA from Penicillium bovifimosum, 1701 nucleotides. RefSeq lists its product as uncharacterized. Lineage: Eukaryota; Fungi; Ascomycota; Eurotiomycetes; Eurotiales; Aspergillaceae. Gene Ontology annotation, cellular component: membrane; endoplasmic reticulum. The record is from RefSeq and is a predicted model, not a curated record. Bases 1 to 1701 code for a protein of 566 amino acids. Gene Ontology annotation, molecular function: long-chain fatty acid-CoA ligase activity. The transcript has 4 exons.
AUGGCUGCUGAUAGCUCUCUCGUGGGGAAGCUGGAUGCCUUAGUGGCCGAUGUCCUCGCGGACUGGAACAUCUACACUACCGUUGUAGCUGGCAUUGUUCUUGCUUUCGCGGUUUACUCCGUCAUCUCAUCUCAGGAUCCAGAUGUGCAUCCGUUCCUACUUGCUCGCCAGUCGACAGCAGCUCCGAUCCGCCAACAGAACCAAUCCCCUACGUAUAGAUGCUUGGAGACCCCUCACGGCUUGCCUCUGCGCUUUGGGUUAAAUGUCAAGGACCCGGGCGCCCCGAAAUGGACCGGUGGUCGGAGAGGAGAUCUGCGUGACAUCUGGAAAAUCGCCGUACGUGGAGCUCUGAAUGCAGACGGUACUUUGGCCGGCAAGCAGGGCAAAAUAUACACUGUUCUAGGUCGUAAGGCCGUUGAGCACUCGUUGGACCAAGUGACACAAGAAAUCAACGUUAUCGGACGUCAUAUCCAGAAUGCCAAUGCGAAGACUGUGGCUGUUUGCCUUACAGACUCCGUUGAGCUGUUGGCUACAAUCUUUGCCGGCGCCUUCUAUGGAUACAAGACAGUCAUUAUCCCGCACAACCUUCCAGCCGAGAAACUUGCAGCACAUCUACAACACGCAGGGGCGGAUGUCCUCAUCGCUGAAGCUGGCUCCGUGGACCUUCCUUUUGUUACUAAAGAUAUCAACCAGCUGUCGCUUGUUCUGUGGGUCGCUAAGUAUGGCAACCGACACAUGGAUUGGAACGAGGUUCCCGGAGACGUCAAAAGUAGCCUGAAGGUUGCAGUCUGGCAUGAACUGGUCGAGGAGCACCAGAACCUCGCUAGCUAUGAUGUUCCGGAGUACGAUCCGAAAACGCCGACCCCUUCUGUCACCACUGUUUGGCCGUCUGCCUCUGGAGAGAGCCAGUUCAUCGAGUUCCAGCCUGAGAAUAUUGUGUCUGCUGUCGGAGCCUUGGCCUCGACUCUUCCUCGUGCUCAGCGUUUCACCCCCGACGAUGUUGUUCUUUCUAUCGACUCCCUUUCCCGCUCCUACCCACUUUGCACUACCAUGGCGGCACUGUUUGCCAACUCUUCCAUUGCACUCAACUCGGUCGCCGGAGAGGGCGUCGACUUUGCCUUGGCUACAGUCGGCGUCUCUCCCACAGUCAUUGUAGCUUCAUCGCAGUCUAUGGCCGAGUACCACGAUAGAGUCAUGCGCCCCCACACCGGCAUCGUCUCCUCCCUUGGACGCUGGCUGCAAGCCAGAACCCUGGAUGCCGGGAAUAUGCCGACUCGCAACUUCUUCAGCCAGCUGGCCCGUGUCAGUCCCACUUCCGAGCUCUCGCUCGAUAAAUUGCGAUUACUCUGCAUCUCCCACCGUAUCGAUGGCAACACUGCCGCUCAUCUGACCUCCGAGCAACUGACCGAGCUUAGAAUUUUCACUGGGGCUCGAGUUGUGUAUGCCUUGACUGGGCCCGUUGUUGCUGGUGCAAUUGCCCAGACAAAUGCAUACGACUACAGAUGCCUCACUGGUCCUAGCCAUUUCGGUGCCCCAGUGAGUAGCACUGAAAUCACCUUGACCGACGUGCCGGAAGGGUCUCCGGACGACGCGCAAGAGGGGAAGCUCACCGUCUCUGGCCCCGCCGUUGCCGGCGAUACCGUUACUCUUCCAACCCGCGCUCGCAUCAGCACGGACAAUACCCUGGAAUUGUCUUUAUGA